Molecule: messenger RNA, 1692 nt
Organism: Kazachstania africana CBS 2517
Lineage: Eukaryota; Fungi; Ascomycota; Saccharomycetes; Saccharomycetales; Saccharomycetaceae
Exons: 1
Coding region: 1-1692 (563 amino acids)
Source: RefSeq, a predicted model, not a curated record
AUGUUCAAGACUCGUUCUUUAGCGGAUGAAGCAUUCGAUAAACUCUUAUCGGAAACAACUUCUGUGAAAACUACUGAUACUGCAAAGAAACAUCAGUUUCUUUCAAAAGUGAAUACCAAUAAAAGUAAGGAAAAUGAUGAUGAAAAUAAGUAUAAUUCUCCAUUUAGAAAUAAUGCUCCUUCAAGAGAACAAAAAAAACAGUUGCAAGAUCUAAAGACUGCAAAAUUUCCAUUAGUCAGUGCUACAUCCACUUACAAUACAGAUACAAAAGAUGUUUAUAAAGAUUUGGAUCCUAAGAAAAAUUUUGCAAGGGAUAUUAAAUUUCCAUCAAGAUUAAUUGACAAUGAAAACAGACAAAACCAAAUUUUACUAGAUUUAAAGAUAAAGCAAGAUGCAUUGGAUAGAUUGAAAGAUUCUUUGCAAGUUAUUGACGUUGAAGAUCUACCAAGAGACGACAAAGAGAAAGGCGAAGAAGAGAAAGAUAGCGAUCCAGUGCCAGAACAACCUUCAAAUAAUGAAAAUAUCACCGAUAAAGACGCUUUACAAGAUGCCUACGAUCUCAAUAGUAAAGCUGCAACAAAGACUGAUCCAGAUAUCGUUUCUCACAAUUAUUCGGUAUUAAACAAAAAUAAUUUGAUUGAUGCUAAAGAUAUGUCAAUUGAAAAUAAAUUGUUCUAUCUGAAACCAAUCCAUAGGAAAGAUUAUCCAAAAGUUCAAUCUACAACAGAAUCAAAAUUCCCCGUUGCAUCGCCAGAAAAUAAAGAAACUGUAGUAAAAUUAACGUCGGGUAAAAAAAUUUCCAAAUACGUCUAUGAUAAAAUAGAACAUGAUACAAAAGUUAAUGACCAAUAUAUUGUCAAAUAUCAAAAUGAUCAGUUAAACAAACUAAACAAGUUGAAAUCAGAAUAUAAUGAAAAAAUUAAAUCAAUUCAAUUAGAGAAAUUUAAGACUUUAAAUGAAAUUGAAAAUUUGAACCUUGAAAGUUUUAAUAAUUUUGAAGUUAUUCAAAAUAAAUUAGUCAAAAAUUUGAUGGAUUCGACUGCAACAUUUAGUGAUAAUAAGGUUAAAAUUUUGAGAAAAACUGGACAAUUAAAACUACAAAAAUUAAACGAAUUGAAAUUUUUGAAUCAAAAGAGAAAUUUAAUUAGGCGUGAGGCAAAUAUGAUUAAUGUUGAAAAAGAUAGUUAUAAAACCAACUUCAAUUACAUUAAUUGUAGUUUGAAUGAAAUUUUACAAGAAUUAGACGCAAAAUUAUUUAAAUUAAGUCAAGAUAAUAUUAGAAAUGAAAAUUUAGAGCAUGAAAUUAAUAAAUUACAAUCCAAAAAACAAACUUUAUUGGAUGAAAUUGAUUCCAUAGAAUAUAAAAAAUUACAUCCAGAUGAUGAUUCAAAACAAUUGGAAUUGAAUGAAAUGGAUGAACAAAUUAAUUCGAAAUUAAGUAAUUUAAACCUAAUAAAGCAGGAAAUUAUAAAUGAAAAAUUAAAGAUAUCAAAAUUAACAAAUGAUUUAAAUUUACAACUAAUUGAAAAUAAGAAUGAAAAUUUGAGAAUAAUGGAUGAAAAUACAAAAUUGAAUGAUAAGAUUCAUAAUAUGCAAGAAUUACACAAAAAUGAAUUGAAGAAUUUGACUGAACGUCACGAAAACAGUGACACUUAUUCAUACGUAACUGAAGAACAGAUACAAUUCCAAUAA